GGACGUCGCAAGCAUCUAUCAAUUAACAAUAGUAUAUAAUUACAAUGAGAAUAUUAGAGAAAACAAUGGUUGUCCUAGAAUUAAAUCCCAUUAAAAAAUAAACAAGGAAAUGAGACCCAAAUAGUAGACUUGGAUCCGAAUGUGAUUCUGUUCAACUUUUUUUUGUGAUUGUUGGUCCACUAAUCAGCACAGGAAUCCACACUUUCAUGGUUGACACACUACAUUCCACAAACUCAAGUUGUAGUAUAUAAAACUAAGGUGAGCCUUAUGCAAAACAACCACUUUGUUCUAAUAAAGAAACUGAAACUAGUCCCCAGCGGAGGGACUUCUCAAAUCAUGAUGAUCAGCUCAGGUUGUACCGCUGGUGGAUGCGUAGAUGCCGAAUCGCCGGUGAUCAGGGCCAGCGCGACGCCGAAGGCGGAUAAGCUACUUCAGUGGGCAGAAUCUGAUAGAGAAUUCCUGCGGAUGCUAUGCCAGAACAGAGAUUCUUCCUUGGUCGACGGCUCUGGCAGUAGUAGUAGUACUACUCCUUGGUCGGCCUCCGCAACGCCUGAAAGGGUACGACACGACGAAGCGAACGUCGGGAGACAGAAGUAUCUGAGGAGUUAUAAGUUUACGAGGAAAGAAGAACAACUCACUGUUGGUCGGAGGGUUAUGAGCCAGUGGGAACGACUCAAGUCACGGACCAACCGGAUCCGGUUGAUAACACCUAAUUCAUCUCACCAUCAACGUGCGUUUUCGCGCUCUAAUUAUAAUGGUCAUUGUCCUACCCUUGGUCACGUCUUAGGCUUCUUUCUUUUCUGCUCUCCUUGCCUAAAGGCUAAACAAUGUCUAAUUGAUUGAGGUGAUGCUUUCAUACAUGUUUAAUCAUUUCAACUGUUGCAUCAUUUUGCUAUGGAAGUCUAUGUAUGGUAGAACGGGAACAUGACAUUUUCAUUACCAUAUUUGAUGGAUGAAAAACUAGUAACUCGUGUUAAAGCCAGGUAAUUAAUUAAAAGUAACUAUCACUAUCGUCCAUAUAUAAUGGAUAUCAUUAUUGUGCUAUAUGCGGAAAAAAUAAUUAUUUUUUUUCUUUUCUUUUUUGUGAACCGAAGAGGUAAAAGAAAGCUUAAAAUUCACAAGGCAGUAGCUACAUAAUGGCUUGAAACCCACAUAUCUAGCCCAAGAACAAUAGAUUUACGAAUCAUUAGCAUCUAAAACCUAUGAAGGCCAUACAGAUUUAUGUCAAGCCGAUGAAUGAGCCCAAGGUCUCUCUAUUAGUUUGUUCAUUUGCUGUUCUAACUUCUAUUUCUCAAACGGCUUUUUUUUUUUUUUUUGGGUUCCCAUAGAACUUCUUUUUUUGUUUGUUUGUUUAGUGCUUCUUAACAUUUUCUUUUAUUUGUAACAAUUUGAGGAGAACAAUAUACUGAUGUCGUACCAUUUCUGUGUAGAUCGCUUAAUUUACUUGUCUUGAUUGCAAAAAUAAAAUAAAAUUGAUAAAUUAAUAAGAUAAUAAAUUUUCAGAAAAUUUCUAUACAAAUAAAGGUCCCCUAAAAAUCAUUAAUUAAUAAUGAUCUAAAAUAAUAAAGAAAAAUAAGAAGGUUUAAGGAAGUAAUGGCUAUUGAGUUUUAUUUUUUCUUGAAAUUUACAUUUAAGAAAAUUUUAUAUUUGGUUAUCCCUACGAGCAGUAAAUAAAAAUGAUAUGAUCAUAAUACAUGAGGAAGCGGGAUUGAAAUUGAGUAUUUGUUUCCUAAUAGAAUUGAAAAAAAAAAACCUUUAAAUUAAUAAAAUAUGAUAUUUUGAUAAAUUAAUAAUUAAUAAUUUAUCAAUAAAUUAUAACCUCCAUAAAAUACUUCCUCCAUUCCAUAAUUAUUGUCCAGUUUGACUAGAAUGUAAGAUUUUAUUUUUUGUCAAACUUAAAUAUAUUUUAGCUUAAAAAACCAGAUAUACCCCUACAUAAGUUAACCACCACCACCACGAAGUUGGUGUUUCACCGAGAUUGAGCCCGGCGGCGUCUGAAGCUACUAUUGUAAAGGAAAGCACAAAUCCGUUGAAGUAAACAGCUCCGUACAUCAAGACAUGUCCUUGGACCAUCCAAUGACAUCCAUGUCGUGAAUCUACCCCAGCACAUCGGUUGAAAAAUUGGUGGCGGGCGGCGGAGUCAAAUAUUCUUGGUGGCUUUCAAUCGAAGGAGUUUUAAUUGAUCUACACCGGUAUCACUAUUUGAUUGACAGAUCAGUGGCUGGUGGCGGAAUCAUUCUCGGCGGCUUUCAACAUCGAGAAGUUGUUAUUGAUUCUCUUUCCAAAAGCAACAAUUGAAACAAGACCCUUGGCUAUUAAAACUCAAAAGUAACCUUACUUCUAAUUGAUUCUCUUAUUGAUUCCUUUCCCUCAAUUGAGUAUAUCAUUUUUCGAUUCUGAACAUUCAUUUACAAUUGAAAAAUGAGAUUAGGUUUUGUUAGCUCCGGUGCACAGUUCCUCCGGGUAACUUAUGAAGGAGUUCUGAUGCACGGUUGAAAGCUCCGAUUCUAUUGAAAUGAUGUUUUUUUACUAAGGGUAAAUGUGU
Messenger RNA from Oldenlandia corymbosa var. corymbosa, 2545 nucleotides. Lineage: Eukaryota; Viridiplantae; Streptophyta; Magnoliopsida; Gentianales; Rubiaceae. The record is from the annotation of a GenBank genome assembly.